AUGCUCUUGGUUCGUUCCAUAGUCAGAGCUGAGCGAUCGUGCUGUUCCCGCAGUCUUUGUUGCUUUCAAUAUCAACACCCUUCGAGCUCAAACUCGAGAUUUCUGCAUAUUACUCGACAGACGAAUGAGAACAACCAAAUCCAGAAAAAUGCUGAUCAGAAAUGGAAGUUCUUCCGAAUGACAAUGUCAGAAGAACAGAAAGCUGCGAAAACAGCAAAAAUUGAGCAGAUGAAAGCAGAAGAAGCGCCAAAAAGUAUUUUUGCAAAAGUCAAAUACUACUUUAAGAGAUACUGGUACAUUGCUGUACCAGCUCAUGCUGCGUCUUGUACUGCUUGGUUUAUUGCAUUGUAUUUGGUGGUAAAAAGUGGUGUGGACGUGAUUGCACUUUUGGAAUGGAUGCAUAUGCCAGAUGCAAUUGUUGAAAAAGUGAAGAAUACUCCUGAAACGGCUGGUGUUGUAGUGGUUUCACUCAUAUUAUACAAGAUUGCUAUGCCAUUUCGUUAUAUGACUACCCUUCUAUUAAUCCAAGCAACAUUCUGGACACUUCGACGAAUGGGAAAGCUGAAGACUGCUCGUGAAGUAGAAUACAAAGUCCGAACAGAAUACGAGUUGAACAAGGCAAUGUUUGGUAGAAAGUGGUAUCGUUAUCGUCAUUUGGGAGUCCGUAGUGUUAGUCGUAAAAACAGUGUACAUGCUACAACAGCUCAUUUGGGACAAGUGCAACGACUUCAAAAGGAACAUGAAAAGCUGAACGAACAGAAUGUUUCCUCAACGGAGCAGCAUAAGAAAAAAUGA
Messenger RNA from Caenorhabditis remanei, 795 nucleotides. RefSeq lists its product as uncharacterized. NCBI's taxonomy places the organism in Eukaryota, Metazoa, Nematoda, Chromadorea, Rhabditida, Rhabditidae. Bases 1 to 795 code for a protein of 264 amino acids. Gene Ontology annotation, cellular component: mitochondrion. The transcript has 4 exons. The record is from RefSeq and is a predicted model, not a curated record.